Annulohypoxylon truncatum is the source of this 1647-nucleotide messenger RNA. RefSeq names its product Alpha/Beta hydrolase protein. The record is from RefSeq and is a predicted model, not a curated record. NCBI's taxonomy places the organism in Eukaryota, Fungi, Ascomycota, Sordariomycetes, Xylariales, Hypoxylaceae. The transcript has 2 exons. Bases 234 to 1427 code for a protein of 397 amino acids.
GUAUGAUGUAUUCAACCCUCCCCACCACCCUUUCUCCAUCCUUAUCCCCAAUCCCCCAUAUUAUAGACGAGGCUCUAUCCAAAGAGCGAGACGAACAUGUUACCGACUUAUCUCGUACAUAGUUAAGCGGAAUGUCGUUCUCAAGGGCUGUAUUUUAAUUUUGCUGACUCUUUUUAUCCACGACCCGUCGAGCCUAACAUGAUGAAUUUUCUUGCAUCCGAGUUAAUUGAAGAAUGCUUCCACGCCCCAGCUUGAGCUUCACGCUCCCUAGCUUGCACGACAACACCAAGCUCGACUGCCGAAUUUAUCAUCCCGCAUGCUUGAAUGGACCUCUCGGGCCUUCCGAUACGUCAUGGCGCCAACACGCCGCUGUCGUUGCGCAUCCCUACGCGCCGUUGGGAGGAUCUUACGAAGACCCGGUUGUGCAUCUUGUCGCCAACACACUGCUUAAUCUUGGCUUCGUAGUUGCGACCUUCAAUUUCAGAGGCGCGUCAUCUUCUUGCGGUCGCACUUCGUGGACAUCGAAACCUGAACGCGCCGAUUACAUGUCCGUUACCGGUUUCCUCGUUCACUACGUGCAUUACUUGCGCCCUCCUCGGCAUAACCCUAACCCAACCCUACUGCUCGCCGGAUACUCGUACGGUGCCUUGGUGACGAUACAGCUUCCCCCUCUCGACUCCUUCCUGUCCGACUUCGCCUCGCCGGCCACUCAUACCGCACUAGCAGACAUCAGGCUGCGAGCACAACACCUCGCGGAACAACAAAAUAUCAUGAUCACUACUCCCUCUUCGCCGAGGAAGUCUUUAGGCUUACGUGUCGGUGGUGACGAGGACACGACACCGCCAAAGACUCGUGAAAGACCAAGGUUUUCUUCUCCUGAUCGGGAAGAGAGGAUCCGAAAAGGCGUCAAGGAAAUAUUAUCACGGCAUAGGCUAAUCCAUCGAAAACAUGAUCAUAGUUCUGUUGGGCGGUCUGGAAGAGCGAAUCACGACGAGACAUUCCUAGAGAGCGUGGACAACCUAAUUCGAUUUCGCUGUGCUUUCCUAUUAAUUUCACCUCCGUUAGGUAUCAUUACCAAUCUAGCGACUAUGUCCUUCUCAAGUCCGUUUGCGAGCUGGUCGAAGAGGAAGAGAGGGGUGUCUCCGUCGUCGGCUGGCAACCACGGGGGAAACCUGGAAGGUGAAGAGGCCGAAGCUGAGAUGAAACUCGUAAGGAAUCCAACUCUAGUCGUGUUCGGAGAUCAAGACGGUUUCCUGGCCGUAAAGAAAAUGCGCGACUGGAUCGCACAGCUAGGUAGUGCCGAAGGCUCGCAGUUCUGCCACGUAGAAGUUUCAGGGGCCGGACAUUUCUGGGUAGAAGAAGGCGUUGCACAUGAGCUUCGAGAUUCUGUCUUCUCUUUUGCAACUAGACUGAUAGAAAUUUCAUAGUGAGAGAUUCAAGACACUGAAGCUAGCCACCAUCCCCACCAUCCAACCUUCCAGUUUUUGACAUAUUAGUUGUGCCUGAUGAAAGUUAUUAUGUAUCUCUGGCGACGCUAUCCUAUUCAUGUUUUUACUCUACCUAGUUUGUAGUGUAGGAUGUCGACAUGAGGUAUGCUAGGUACCUAUGUAUGUAUAGCGUGCAGUGCCGUGGCUACAGUUUUACGAU